Molecule: messenger RNA, 961 nt
Organism: Apis laboriosa (Himalayan honeybee)
Lineage: Eukaryota; Metazoa; Arthropoda; Insecta; Hymenoptera; Apidae
Product: actin-binding Rho-activating protein-like
Exons: 4
Coding region: 187-693 (168 amino acids)
Biological process (GO): positive regulation of Rho protein signal transduction
Molecular function (GO): actin binding
Source: RefSeq, a predicted model, not a curated record
CGUCGCAAGAAUAUUUCCAUAGAAACUGAUCUCAAACGCGAUUUCUUUUAUAAUAGUAUUCAUUUGAAACAGUAUCAAACAGUAUUAGUAGAAUCCUUUUCCAUUUAAUUUUCUAUUUCGCUUCUUCGUUUUUCUGCAUAGUUUUUAUCAGAUUAAAUUAAAGUUGUAUUAAAGUAUCCAGAAACGAUGUCUUCCGUAAUGCUAGAAAAACUCAGUGACAAAGUAGCAAUGUUCGAUCAAUAUGCAAACAAACACAAAGACAAACAGAAUAAAAAUCCAUUUACUUCCGGUUUAAAUAUCGAAAAACAAAAAUUUUCAAAGGAUGAAUAUGGCAGACCAGUAGCUGGCUCUUUAACAGACAUUCGCGGUAAAAAAGCUGCGGCACAUAUUUUAAAAGAAGUGCUCGAACUUUGCGAGAUCAUUCAUCAAGAAGGCACACCAUGUCGGGACCACCCAGAAAUUAUUGCGAUCACAUUUGGAGAUUUAUUCAAUAUUUAUACCCACAUUAGUAAUAAAUGCGUAGGACUUUUGCUGAGAGCUAGAAAACAGAAAUUCGUGGAUUUCGAAGGAGAAGUUCUAUUUCAGAGACGAGAUGAUGAUGUACCAAUCUAUUUGGUGAAACCUAUCACAGAAAUUCGUGAAAUGUUCAACCAACGAAUAAAGGAAAUUGCAAAAGAGAUGAUAGAUAGUUAACACUUAUUUUCUUCUGAACGAAUAAUUCCACGCUGAAGUAUCUUUAGUCGAACGCAUUACCUUACUCAUAUUUAUUAUACAACCAUAGAAAUAACGCGAAUGAUCAUUUAUAAUUUUUAUUCGAGAUGAAUGUAUGAUAGUGAGUGAAUUUGAAGAAUGAACUGAUGUAAAUCGAUAAAAACAAUCGAAGAAUAAUCGAAAGAACAAAUAUAUAUUCAUGUGAUAUUUCCAUAGAAUUAUUAGAAAUAAAGAUCUUUUUAUAAAAGAA